Molecule: messenger RNA, 770 nt
Organism: Alternaria alternata
Lineage: Eukaryota; Fungi; Ascomycota; Dothideomycetes; Pleosporales; Pleosporaceae
Product: cell wall biogenesis protein-like protein Ecm15
Exons: 2
Coding region: 267-629 (120 amino acids)
Cellular component (GO): cytosol
Source: RefSeq, a predicted model, not a curated record
UACUGUCGCGCGAGAGAUGAACAUUGACGUCUGUAAAUCGUAGCUAGACCUCUUGUAGUAGCUUGCAACAAUUUCAUAUGUAUUUUUUUACCCAAUCAAACUCGGGGCUCAAAGGUGUUUUUAGUAAGGGCGCUGUCUCGGUGUCUGGAGAACCGACAAUCACCGAACUCGCUCGCAACCACCAUCAACAUCCGAAGACUUUAUCAUUGGUUUUUCUUCCAAGCUAUUUUUCUAUCCGUACCCCGCAAUCAUAACAAAUUUACACUAUGUCGGCCUCAAAUGAUGUCGCAAGUUUGGCAACCCCACCAUCAUGCAUCGCAGACUUUUGUCUGAUUCCGCUCGGCACUCCCACAGCAUCUGUAUCCAAAGAGGUAGCGGAAGUGCAGCGGGUUCUCAAGAGGAGCGGAUUAACUUAUUCCAUGCAUUCUGCGGGAACGACAGUUGAGGGCUCAUGGGACGACGUUAUGCGGGUCAUUGGACAAUGCCAUGCUAUGCUGCACCAGAAUGGCAUUGUGAGGAUCCAGAGUGAUAUCAGGGUGGGGAGCAGGACGGACAAAAAGCAGGGAUUCAAGGAUAAAGUUGAGGCAGUGGAGAAGCUGCUCAAGGAGGACCAAGAUGCAGCGUUGUAAUGGGCCGAGUAUCAUGUCGCGCGUGACAGGGAGGAGUGAGGUGUCUCAGUUGCCAUGUCAUCCACGUGUACCACCCUUUACGAUAGCGACAACGGAUGCGCAUGAAAACAAAUUUCACGACCACAGAUGAUGUACGCGCGC